AUGGAAGGUCAUCAAGAGCAAUACUAUCCACCUCCAUCAACAUUGUCAUCACUACCAUUAUUGCCACCCCACCCUUCCUACCUUUUCCCAUCCUCCUCAACCUCAAUGAACCCUCCUCUUCCAGAGCCUCAUCAUCAGCAGCAAGCCCAGCUUCCAGACAUUGACUGGAUCAGCCUUCUCUCUGGUCAUCAUGAUCAUCAGAUUAAUAAUAAUGAGCCUGCUGCUAUGGUGGAGGUUAAUAAUAAUGAAAAUAAUGUUAUUGAAGCUGCUCAGGAAGAAAAGGGUAGCAAUAAAAGGAAAGGUGGUGAGGGCAGGAAAAUUAGUGUGAUGAAAAAAGCGAGCAGGCCUAGGUUUGCCUUCCAGACUCGGAGUGCCGAUGAUAUUCUUGAUGAUGGCUACCGCUGGAGAAAAUAUGGGCAGAAAGCCGUCAAGAACAGCUUGUAUCCCAGGAGCUACUAUCGAUGCACACAUCACACAUGCAGUGUGAAAAAGCAGGUUCAGAGGCUAUCAAAGGACACAAGCAUCGUCGUUACAACUUAUGAAGGAGUUCACAAUCAUCCAUGUGAGAAGCUGAUGGAAACCCUUACUCCUCUUCUCAAGCAAAUGCAAUUUCUCUCUAGGUUCUAA
Prunus dulcis (almond) is the source of this 627-nucleotide messenger RNA. Its product is annotated as probable WRKY transcription factor 24. NCBI's taxonomy places the organism in Eukaryota, Viridiplantae, Streptophyta, Magnoliopsida, Rosales, Rosaceae. Gene Ontology annotation, molecular function: sequence-specific DNA binding; DNA-binding transcription factor activity. The transcript is spliced from 2 exons. Gene Ontology annotation, biological process: regulation of DNA-templated transcription. The record is from RefSeq and is a predicted model, not a curated record. Bases 1 to 627 code for a protein of 208 amino acids.